This is a messenger RNA of Cydia splendana, 1544 nucleotides long. RefSeq lists its product as uncharacterized. Gene Ontology annotation, biological process: negative regulation of Notch signaling pathway; positive regulation of neuron differentiation. NCBI's taxonomy places the organism in Eukaryota, Metazoa, Arthropoda, Insecta, Lepidoptera, Tortricidae. Bases 269 to 1537 code for a protein of 422 amino acids. Gene Ontology annotation, molecular function: transcription corepressor activity; DNA binding. Gene Ontology annotation, cellular component: nucleus. The record is from RefSeq and is a predicted model, not a curated record. The transcript has 6 exons.
ACGUACUCCAUGCAAAGAUGUCCUGAAAUUAUCCUUCAUAUUGUCUCAAGUUUAUGAGUUUCCGACAAACGCAUUAGAAACGAGGGUUCCACAAACAAUAGCUCCGCUAAGAAACUUACUAGGAAGUGGGCUGCAAAAAAGGAUGCAUUUUUUGUCGGGUCUGCAAAUCUCAUUGUUCGGAGCGGGGGUUGCAGUAUAGUAUAGGGUGCGGUAAUGAAACUUUUACCUGCUCAUAGACUAGUCGCAUUGCAGGCCUAGAGCGGGAAACAUGUCGAUCCCCAAGGCCGAUAAGUGGAUGAAAGUUGAGUGGAACAGUGGAGGGCAGAGUGUGGUGAACGCGAGGUAUUUGCUGAAGAGUUUGCCUAAUGGCGAGGAGCUGAAGAUAGGGACGGUGGUGACCAUCGGAAAGCAGGAGAAUGGAACUCCGUUGACGGCAACUGUUCUGGCGAGUGCACGUGAUCGAGAGCUUCUGGAGAAGCCUCCAGUAUCGGAAACGCAGGAGAACGCAGGCACGAGCGCGCAAAACGAGCAGGAGCAGGGCGAUUAUUCCCCGAGUGCGUCUGACUGGGAGCCUACGGGCGACUCCAGCUCGGAAGACACCGAGGAAGAGGUGGAAGAGAACAAGAAAAUCAAAUUAGAGCGUCCGGCGCGUCAAUAUUCCAACAAGAGUAGCAGAAAAGUCCUCACGCCAACCCACAGGCCCAAAGCGGUCAUCCCCAACGGCAUGCAGCAGUUCGCCCUACAGAACUCCAUGAGGAAUCGCAGAUCAAACGACAUGAGAUACCGUAGUAACCCAGAGUCAAAUAAAAAAUACGUCCCUGAUGCUAAAGAAUCCGUGCCUGAACUUAUAACUAGCAUGAAAUCUAUGUUUCAAGAACUGUUUACAAUAAUAAGCAAGAUGAAACCUGACUUCAACUUAAACGAUAUCACUGAUUUCCAACAGAGUGCUGUUGAAGUCGAAGUACCUGCGAUUUCUCAUGAUAAUUCAGAAUUUAUAAAGAAUGAGAUGAAUUAUACGAAUGAUACGCAAGGGGAUGAGAGGAUGGACAGCGAAUAUUCGGAUAGGUCAGAUGAUAACGUGUUGAUCACUAACAGAUAUGAAACCGUUGAUAAAAAGAACGCGAAACCUGCGAAGAACGAAUGGGUGCCAAUUGGAAGUGGAACAACGUUGAUACACAGAGAUAAAUACAGAAAAGUAAAUUGGAAGUCUUAUACUGUCGCGACCCGGACGUUAUUGUUGGCAGCAUUCUCGCGAAGGACGCUGGCAACACAUUCUCUGACGGGGAAGAAAUCACCGGCGUUCACGAACAAGCCGGCAAAAAUGUGUCUCGACCCGAAAAUAGUUUCCGACAUCGUGAUAGAAAUUACAGAUAAAUUUAAAGUCAAGGAUAAUUUAGUCAGGAGCAUUAUAACAACGAAAUGCGCGGACGAAUGUAAGAUGUAUAAAAUGCAAAAGAACAAACACAAUGCAUCUGAUAAAAAGAAGAGCAAGAACCAGGAAAAUAUACCACCGGCUGCCAAUAAUACUGCUAGUUAGGUGUUUU